AUGCUCGCUAGUUCCAUGACCGCUCGCGCUGCGCGACAGCAGUUGCGCUUCCCGAGCAUGAGGGCUAAAAUGUCGUCUAGCUGCAGUGUUCCCGUUCCCCUGUCCGUACUAGACCCUAAGGGCAGUCCCACAAUUGAUCAAACAUACGAGAAGAUAGAGAAGAAGCUACAUACGGUGCGCAAGACCACUGGUAACAGACCCCUUACGCUCGCUGAGAAGAUCAUUUACGGUCACUUGGAUGAUCCCACUACCAAUGCCAAACGCGGUGAGACUUACCUCAAGCUGCGUCCAGACCGUGUGGCCAUGCAGGACGCCACAGCUCAGAUGGCCGUAUUACAAUUCAUCUCGUCGGGUUUGCCAAAGACCGCCGUGCCCACGACAAUUCACUGUGACCACUUGAUCACAGCCGAAAAGGGCUCAGACACUGACUUGGACAACGCCAAAAUCGUCAACAAGGAGGUUUACGACUUUUUGGCGUCGGCUGGCGCCAAAUUUGGCAUGGGCUUUUGGAAGCCUGGCAGCGGUAUUAUCCACCAGAUCGUUUUGGAAAACUAUGCUUUCCCUGGAGGUCUCAUGAUUGGAACCGACUCACAUACGCCCAACGCCGGUGGCUUGGGUAUGUGCGCCGUCGGCGUUGGUGGUGCUGAUGCUGUCGAUGUGAUGGCCGGCAUGCCUUGGGAGCUUAAGGCACCCAAGGUCAUUGGUGUAAAUUUGACGGGUAAGCUGUCCGGCUGGACCUCGCCGAAGGAUGUGAUUCUUAAGGUGGCUGACAUUUUGACCGUCAAGGGCGGAACCGGUGCCAUUAUGGAGUACUUUGGCCCUGGUGUCGAGUCUAUUUCGUGCACGGGCAUGGGAACAAUAUGUAACAUGGGUGCUGAGAUCGGUGCCACGUGCUCUACGUUUCCUUACACGGAGCGCAUGGGUGACUACUUGCGCUCCACAAAGCGAAGCGGCAUUGCCUCGGCUGCUGAGUCGUUCCAGGUUAAUUUGCGUGCUGAUGAGGGCGCCUACUACGACCAAAUUCUCGAGAUCAACCUGGAUGAGCUAAAGCCAAUGUUGAACGGCCCGUUCACGCCUGACCUUGGUCACAUUGCUGGAGCUGAAAUGAAGGAAGCUAGUGAGAAGAACGGCUGGCCCACGGAGCUAAGUGCCGGUCUCAUUGGUUCGUGCACGAACUCCAGUUACGAAGAUAUGACUCGCUGCGCCGACCUGGCCAAGCAAGCUAAGGACGCAGGUCUCAAGUUUAAGGUGCCGUACUACGUGACGCCUGGUUCAGAGCAGGUGCGCGCCACCAUUGCUCGCGAUGGUAUCCUGGACACGUUUGUUGAAUCGGGUGCUACAGUCCUUGCGAACGCUUGCGGUCCAUGUAUUGGCCAGUGGAACCGUACUGACAUACCUAUGGGCGAGAAGAAUUCGAUUCUCACAUCGUAUAACCGCAACUUUGCCAAGCGUGCUGACGGCAACCCCGCCACGCAUAGCUUUGUGACGUCCCCCGAGAUGGUGACUGUUGGCGCGAUUGCGGGUACUACGACGUUUGACCCCGCAAAGGACACGAUCAUGACGCCAGAUGGAAAAGAUUUCAAGUUUUCUACUCCAUUUGGCAAGGAACUCCCACUUCGUGGCUUUGACCCCGGUGAGGAGACGUUCCAGGCUCCGCCUGCCAGUGGUGAGGGGCUGACGGUGAACGUUGAUCCGCAAAGCGAACGCCUGUCCCUUCUGUCUGCAUUUGAUGAGUGGAACGGCGAGGAUCUGGUGGAUAUGCCAGUGCUGAUCAAGGCAAAGGGCAAGUGCACUACCGACCACAUCAGUAUGGCUGGCCCGUGGCUGAAGUACCGUGGUCAUCUGGACAACAUCUCGAACAAUAUGCUUAUUGGUGCUGAGAAUGCCGAGACUGGCGAGACGAACAGUGUCAAAAACCAAAAUUCGGGCAAGUUUGACAAGGUGCCAGCAGUGGCCCGCCAGUACAAGGCCGACGGUAUUAGCUGGGUAGUGAUCGGUGACGAGAACUACGGUGAGGGUAGCUCACGCGAGCAUGCUGCUCUGGAGCCGCGUCACCUUGGUGGCCGUGCUGUUAUCGUAAAGUCGUUUGCGCGUAUCCAUGAGACGAAUCUGAAGAAGCAGGGCAUGCUGCCGCUGACAUUUGCAAACCCGUCAGAUUACGACAAGAUUACGGGCAACGACAAGGUUUCCAUUUUGGGCUUGAAGACUUUUACGCCCGGCAAACCGCUGACACUACGCGUGACUCCUGCUUCGGGUGAAGCUCCUUUUGACAUUACGGUGAAUCAUACAUUCAAUGAGGAGCAGAUUGAGUGGUUUAAGAGUGGCAGCGCGUUGAACCUGAUGAAGAAGAGCAAUGUUUAA
Molecule: messenger RNA, 2361 nt
Organism: Peronospora belbahrii
Lineage: Eukaryota; Oomycota; Peronosporomycetes; Peronosporales; Peronosporaceae
Source: the annotation of a GenBank genome assembly